GCGCAUGCGUAUUCAAGUUUGAAGUCUUCAAGUCUAAAAUCGCGAAUGUUCCCCAAUGCAUGCUGAAUAUGAAAAUAGCGUUUAGUCUAUGUUUUCUAAAGCUUCGUGCUGCUCUUCCUGUGCCGAUAUCGUUUAUCGCCUUAGAGAAGCCAAAUAUGAGGGUGUUGGCGGCUACGUUUUUGCUAACCGCUAUCGCGGGAAUUAACGGGACCUUAUAUCUUCCUGAAGACGCGACUGAGUGUGACGAAAACGUCGAAAAAAAGGUCUACGACUUCUCGAUGAAAGACAUCUUGGAGAACGGGACCGUGUCGCUGAGUAAUCAUCAAAAGAACGUAAUGCUUAUAGUCAAUGUGGCAACUUACUGAGGCAAGACUUACCAGUACCACGGCUUGAAUGCGCUUGUUAACAAAUAUGGCGGAAAAGGAUUCACAAUUGUCGGUGUCCCAUGCAAUCAGUUCGGUAUGCAAGAACCAGGUAAGACCCAUGAGAUCCUCAGUGGUAUAGAGUUUGUGCGGCCAGGAAAAGGUUACAAACCCAACUUUCAGCUGACCCAGAAGACUGACGUUAACGAUGAUACUGCCUGCCCACUAUACAAGUAUUUAAAGAAAGCCUGCCCAAUAUCACCUCAGGCGGAAUUCAGUGAAAAAGGUCGUCUGUCCUACCGGAAUUUCCAUGCUUCUGAUAUCCGUUGGAAUUUUGAGAAGUUCCUUAUUGGUAAAAAUGGAAAACCUAUCCGAAGAUACCAUUCACGUGUAGAUCCACAUCAACUACAGGCGGAUAUCGAGACGGCUCUUAGGCAAGACUAGCAACAGGACUAAUCCUUCCUUCAACAAAAAAUCAUUCGGCCACGUACAUAUAUCAAAGAAACCAUUGUGACUGUACGAUCAACUUAACAAUGAGCAAAAUGGCUGGCUGGCUGGCUGGCAAAAACCUGCGCCCUUGACGACUGAUUUUCUCGUUACCGUGUUUUGAUUAUAUCUUUUUGUUGCAAGUACGACUUUUCAAGUUCAUGUAUCGUGUACAAGCUAAGCGAAUGAAAGGCUUCCCACAAAUUGCUCUGCAAGGGGGUGGUCUGGAUGACUGAACUUCGGGACACUUUGGGAUCUCUUGCGCGUUCCGACCCAAAGGCGUUUCGAAAUAAUUCAGUUGAAGCCUACAUGAUACAUGCGUGAAUACUCUUAUAAGAAGAUACAUUAUUAUUCUGUCUUCAAUAAGCAAAAUUCAGCGUCUCUUUAUUAUUUUAUUAAUCAUUCUCUAUUUUGUGUUUCUUUUACUAACUAGUAUAGUGUAUAAUACAGCUGCUCGCUGUAUAAAUAAAAAUAAUUUUUAAUUAAAUUGUAAGAAUAGUAGUAUAAUGCAGGCUGAACCCGA
This is a messenger RNA of Varroa destructor (honeybee mite), 1371 nucleotides long. RefSeq names its product glutathione peroxidase-like. NCBI's taxonomy places the organism in Eukaryota, Metazoa, Arthropoda, Arachnida, Mesostigmata, Varroidae. Gene Ontology annotation, biological process: response to oxidative stress. The record is from RefSeq and is a predicted model, not a curated record. Gene Ontology annotation, molecular function: glutathione peroxidase activity.